This is a messenger RNA of Capra hircus (goat), 538 nucleotides long. It is a transcript of the gene NDUFB3, whose product is annotated as NADH:ubiquinone oxidoreductase subunit B3. NCBI's taxonomy places the organism in Eukaryota, Metazoa, Chordata, Mammalia, Artiodactyla, Bovidae. Gene Ontology annotation, biological process: mitochondrial respiratory chain complex I assembly; electron transport chain. The transcript has 3 exons. Gene Ontology annotation, cellular component: mitochondrion. The coding region runs from base 111 to 407 and encodes 98 amino acids. The record is from RefSeq and is a predicted model, not a curated record.
CCCUCUGGUUUCCUGCCGUAAGUAACUCGAGGUGACAACUUCCGUUUCCGGUUGCCGCUGGCUGGAGGGGUGAAUCUUGAGUGUCCUGAGAGGUCAGAUUGCUGUCAGACAUGGCCCAUGGACAUGGACAUGAACAUGGUCCUAGUAAAAUGGAACUUCCAGAUUAUAAACAAUGGAAGAUAGAAGGGACACCAUUAGAAACUGUCCAAGAGAAACUGGCUGCACGAGGACUAAGGGAUCCAUGGGGCCGCAAUGAAGCUUGGAGAUACAUGGGUGGCUUUGCAAAUAAUGUUUCCUUUGUUGGAGCAUUAUUAAAAGGAUUCAAGUGGGGAUUUGCUGCAUUUGUGGUAGCUGUAGGGGCUGAAUAUUACCUGGAGUCCCAGAAAAAAGAUAAGAAACAUCACUGAAGAUAAUACCUGGAAAUAUCUUUUAAUGUCUUAACUUUCUCAUAAAAAGAUUUCGUCACUGUAGCCUACUCACCUAUGUGUUUAUUCCUUAAGGAAUGCUAGUAAGAUUUAAUAAAAUAAGAAAACAUGUA